Messenger RNA from Vitrella brassicaformis, 1640 nucleotides. Lineage: Eukaryota; Vitrellaceae. The record is from the annotation of a GenBank genome assembly.
CUACGAGGUGUCCAUCUGACAAACAGGUCAGCGCAGCAAAAGACAUGCUUUGUGCAGCCUGAGUCGAGCAGUGCAUAUGCACACACAUCAUUCAGUGCGUCACAUACACGCUCACUAACACAUCCAUCCAUAGCAGACGAGUGUGCCACUCCAACCACAAACGCACCAGCCACAUCUCUGUUCUGUGUGUCUGCAGGUUGUGCAUUUUCACGGGCAAACAGAGCUGCUACCUCUGCACUCCACUCGCUAAGCAAAGAGCACUGACUGCCCUCCCUCUGCUUGUGUGUGUGGUCACGUACUUGUUGUGCAAGCAGAUGCUUGACGUUGUCGCGCUUUGGGCAGUUGCGGCAGAGGUGCUCGGUGCUGUCGCAAAUCCAGCACUUGAGGCCCUUGCCCUUCUUGCCCUUGCCGGCCUUGCCGCCAUUGCUCGACGCGUCUUUCGACGCCUUCGUCUGCUUGCUCUUCUGGCUCACGCCGGUCUGCGCGCUCGGCUGUGCCGUCGGCUGCCCCUUCGUGGCCUUCUUGCCCUUGUUCUUCUUCCUGGCGAUCGGGACGAACGACACCUUCUGUGCCACCGCCACCGUCCCACCCGCCGCGGCCGCCGCACUCGUUGAGCCGCUGCCCUGGCCCUGCUGCUGUGUGGCCGACCCUGUGAAGUCAGCCCACUGGCGGCACACCUUGAGGAGCGUCGCGAAGUUGUGCUUGGCGGAUGGGUCAAUGACCACCGCCUCUCGCACUCGACCAAACGACGCCGGCAGCUUGAGGAUGAAGAACUCGACCAUCUCUCGGUCGGCGAUCGGGGGCAUCCCUUGCAGUUGACGCAGCUCGUUCGCGCGCUGCACCACAUGCGUGAAGCUCGUCACCGCCUCCUCAAAGGUCCCCUUCAGGUCGGGCUGCCAGUUCACCACCCGCGCGAAGGCAUCCCCCCAUGCGCCAGCAUGCGUUGGCUGGAACGCCUCCAACAGUGCGUCCCAGGCCGCCGCACCGUUGCCCGCCGGCCCUUGCUGGACGACAGCCAGUGCCCGCGGAUUUGUCGGCGGUUGCUCGUCGUUGGUGCCCAUCAGUGCGUCUAUCAGCUCCGUGUGCAGAUGAGCAUUGUCCGCGUCGUACUGCACCGUGCCGUAGAUGGCUCGCCCGGCCUGACGGUUGCUCUUGUCGAGCAGGUAGCCGAUCUUGGCCGCGUAGCACUUGCUCUGCACCUCAAACGCGAACGUGGGGAAGCCAGCCUGGUCGCCAGUGAAGGUAUGAAGCUUGAGCUUCUUACGCUCCACCACCGACUCCGCUGCUUUCUUCGUCACCACGCCGCCCGUCAGGGUCAAAUUGUUAGCCGUAUGACCGGCCUGCUGCGGCUCACGCUGGUUGAGGUGGGCACCGAUGAUUGACGAGAGGGCAGCAGCACGCUGCUCCUCCGACACCAUCACCACAUCGCCGUUUCCAGCAUUGUUGCCGUCACCUUGGCCUGGCUGGCCAGCCUCACCGCCAGCCUCAUCGCCAUUCGGUGCUGCUCCAGCGUUUCCGUCGCCGUUCGGCUGGAUCUGUGCAGAUCCCUCACCGCCUCCGACACCUGCGUCUUGUCCGCUCAUCACGACAUCCUGCUGUGCAGGAUUCGUGGCUUCAACGGGCGGAGAGUCAGUGUCCAU